Paramuricea clavata is the source of this 7650-nucleotide messenger RNA. The record is from the annotation of a GenBank genome assembly. NCBI's taxonomy places the organism in Eukaryota, Metazoa, Cnidaria, Anthozoa, Malacalcyonacea, Plexauridae.
GAGUGGUCUUGUUUUUCACAGGAGGAAAAGAGAAAGGCUAAAAAAGAAGAAAUGUAUGAAGCCCUGGCGAAGAACAAAAAACGAGUGUUGGGAAAUAUUAGAUUCAUUGGAGAAUUAUUUAAACUGAAGGUGUGUUGAUUUGUUUGUCCACCAUUUGUCAUCUUGGUUUUACCUCUGUGACUGCAUUAAUGGUAUGUGAGAAGAAUGCUUCCUGUUUGACUCGUAUUGUAUACCUCUUGGGGAAAAAGUGCAGAACUGAUAGUGCUAUGCAGUUAUAGUUUACUCCUUAAAGGUACAGUUCAGCCUUUUGGAUGAUGUUUUUAAGCCGCAUUUUAAAACAAACGCGGAAUGUUGUGUUAAAGAUAUUCCUAUAACAACCCAGUGUGGAUUGUUGCCUGCACAUAUUUAAUAUAACUUACCGGCAGCUACAUGUAUUAUGCAUGUAAUAACAUAUCAACCGAUUAAAUUUGUACAAGGUACAGUAAGUCUGUAAGACGGUCUGUAAAAAUAUAUCUCCGCUGAGAUAUCAGAUAUGUCCAUUGUUAGCAUUUAUAUGAAAUAAACCUACCGGCCAACAUUUAGCAAUUAUUCGCCGAAGGCGAGGUGAUUAUCGGGGAAUAUUCACCGAGACAAAAUCAAGGUCAGUAGCCUCGUGGGGAUUCUUUCAUUCAAGUAUUAUCGUAUAUAUAUACAUGAUAUACAUGCAUUGUAGCACUGAAUAUUCAGCGGCAAGCUAGCCAUGGCCAGGGACGCAGGAGCGAGGGGGGGGGCACAGGGGGGGGGGCAAUGUUGACAUAAGGGCAAUCACUAAUUAAUAUUUCGUUUCCGAAAAAUUUUUCCGGAACCUUAAUUCACCAAAACAAGGGCACACAAUUUUGAAACUUAACAUAAUUUUUGACACAAUAUUCCAGAAAAUUUCACGUAUAUUUCAAUAUUACGUCCAUUUCACCCGUAAUUCAUACUUUUUAAUUGUUGUACCUCAUAUUUUUUGGGCUAAAAUUUUUAUUUAAGGGCACUUUCGCCCGCCCCCUACCCCCUUUUACCCCCUUUACUAAAGGGCAAGGGGGCAAUCCCGCCUGCGCCACCCUUUCCGGCGUCCCUGGCCAUGGAACUGAUCAUGCUAUGCUAAUAUUAAUGCAAAAACUUGCAUAGCAUGACCUGAUGUUGCUAUGCGCUUUCUGCCUUGUUGUUUUGCAUGCAAUUUGUUUAGGCAAGCUUUCCGAGGCUAACACAUGUACGCUCCAGCCUCGUACACAGGCGCAAUUAACUAAAAAUAGGCACACUACAGUACUUUUAUAUAGAUCAGUGGCUAAGAUGAGCGAGCGCGCGGGGGUGCUUGGGGAGGACGCAACCCAAGCACCCCCGCGCGCUCGAGCCACUGAUCUAUAUAAAAACACUGUAGUGUGCCCAUUUUUAGCGCCUGGGUACGAGGCUGUGUACGCUCUGCGUACCUAUUUUUUUCAAUUGUAAGGGCUGAAAUGCACCUUACAAACCAUCAUUCAAAAGGCUGUGGCAUGCUUUUAAGAAAUAGCAAUGAAAAUUAAGUUUCUCCCACGUGAAGGAAAGAUUCAAUAUAUUUCAACACCUUAUAUAUUUCCUUUAUCUUUCUUGGUAUAAAAGAUGUUACGCCCUUCAUUUCCCCAUGCAUUUCCCCAUCUUAGAUGUAAGCAUAUUCAUAGUCAGAUAUCAGAUAUGCGUGACGUCACAACCGAGGUAAAAGUACUUUGUAUCUUAUAAAGUAUUUUUCGGUUCUUUUUAAUGCUAAAUCAUAUUUUUCUACUCCUUUGUACUGCACUGAAUAAAAGCACAGCUAUGUUUAUCUUUCCACUGAUAUUGUUUCUUUAGUUUUAAUUAUACAACAAGAUGGCGAAUAGCUUGUUGUUUUAGUUUGGGAAAAAAUUUCGUAAAAUAGGAUUUGUAAAUAAUGCAAACAUUCUCUCAAAUUAGGCCAACAUAACUUUUAUUGCCAUAUCCAAUUUAAUCUCUUUAUUUCAGUUGUUAACAGAGAACAUUAUGCAUGACUGUAUAUUUAAACUGCUGCGUGCUGGCGACGAAGAAAGUUUGGAAUGCAUAUGCACGUUACUGUUCACCAUUGGCAAAGAUCUUGAUUCCCACAGAGGGGAGGUAAUUCACUUUAUGUAUGGUUGGAAUUGAUUGUUGGAAACGAAUGUGUGACUAUCAGAGCCCUCCUGCCCCUUCAUUACAUUUACUACAAAGUUACAUUAAAAUGGUACUUAAAACAAAGAUGAAUGGCUAUCACUGUUUCAAUUUUACCUUGAAAAACCUUCUUACAAAGUGUAGACCCUAGACCAUAAAAAUUUGUAAUUCAAAAACUUUCAAUCCAAAAAUAAAAAAAUAUUUAUGAAAAUAUUAAAAAUUUAAUAAUAUAUAAUUGAUAAUUAAUUAAUUAAUUAAUUAAUUAAUUAUAAUUAAUUAAUUAAUUAAUUAAUUAUAAUUAAUUUAAUUUAUUAUACAUUUAAAAUAUUUCUGAAAAGUCCUUACUGAAAAUCCCAAAUCCAAAAACUUCCCAAUCACUAAAAAUCCCACAAACUAGAUAGACAGAUAGUUUAAUUAAUUAAAAACAUUACAACCCACGGGUUGAAUUACGCUUCUAACUUUACAAUAAAUAUUUACUUUAUCUAAAAUACAUUGUAGAAUUAUGCUGUAUAAAACUAUUUUUAAACCUAUUCGUCCUACUAAUAGAAACGUUAAAAAUGUUCUCUUUCCUUAUAUUAUAAUUUGAAAAGUUCUUACUUAUAUCUGGGAAUUCGCAAAAUCCCUUUCAAAAUCCAAACUCGCCUCAAAAUCACUUAAAUUAUAUCAUUAGAAGUUGGCUGAAAAAAAUUGCAGGAUAUUUUCGCAAUUAAGGAUUCUGAAAACCUUUUUCAGAGUAAUACAAUUAACCCUUCACUUGAAUGGACUUGAACCAGGGUAGCGAGCGAAAACAUGCGAGAAAGUUAGUUUAGUUUCCUUCUGUUGUAGUCGUGCAUGGUAGUAAGGGAUCUAGCUAAUGCUGUUGGAGCUAUAUCAGUUAUAUCUAGUAUGUCAUGCAAUAUAUAAGGAUGACUUUCAUUAUUCUUCCAAGAAGAACAAUUUAGAUGUUUUGCAAUCAUUUUAAUCAUAUAAACAACUUCAUUUUAGUCUCGAAUUGAGCAAUACUUCGAUCAGAUCAACAGGAUUAUCAUUGCUAAGAAAAUCUCAUUAAGAGUGAUAUUCAAGCUUCGUGAUGUCGUCGAACUUCGUCAAAACAAGUGGGUUCCUCGCCGGGAAGAAGAUUGUACUCCAAAAACUAUUCAUCAAAUUCACAAGGAAGCACAAAUGGCGAAUGUGCAGAAGCAAAGAUCGGCAGCCCAUCGGCCUCCUAACGAUAAUAAAAAGAAGGAAGGCAGACCAGGUAUAGGCCCUUCAAUUGCACCUUACGUCACGGCGGCCAUGGUUCAAGCUUAGUAGUUGAAUAUUGCCAGCCUCGUCCCUGGCGCUUUGAUGUGCUAACUGGUUGCGUGACGCACGCGCGGGAAUCGAGGUGGAAUAUUGCAGCUAAUUGUGAAUGAAUUAUUCUCAUAAGGAGAUAUUUACCAUGUCUCUAAGGAAUGGACCCUAUACAUGAUUUCUAAACUGUUUAAAUUAUGCUCUUCCCAUAAUACUUUGCACGCUUAGAGUUUAAGGUUUAAAUUUAGAGUUUGAGGUUUGCAAAGUAAAUUUAGAGUUUGAGGUUUGAAAAAGCUGUUUUUAUAUAUAUAAACUGUAAUAGUUUUGUUUGUGGGAACACCACGUAAAUUUACGUGGUGUUUCCACAAACAAAACUAUUAUAUGUUUUAUCGCCAUGCAAACUUACAAAGAACUUAUAUACAAACUAGUUUCAUAUUAUUCUGACACUACUGAGUUCAAUACAGCGGAAAAUGUUUGUCUCGAGGAGGAUUCGAACUCACAUCUUCAGGCUCCUCAACCGAGUCAACGGGGAUUGGUAAAGAAUCUUAACUCUUAAGCCAGUUUUCCACUUCAAUCGUAGUGUAUUUCUUUGUUUCCUGAGCGGUAGUGUGGAACUAAUGACUUGUUCCGAUACGCAGUGUGGACUAUAACGGUCGGCUAUUUGCCGAACAAAACACCGAAUGGCCGAUCAAUUUCAUUCUGCACGGACAUUUUGUCCGAUCAAAUAAAAUACACACUGUUCAUUUAAAUUGAAGGUGGUUUAUGUGAAAAGUUCUGUUUGAAAAGCAUCUAGCUAUACCUACUAUACCAUAGCGUUUACAAUACUUACUACUUACAAAAAGAUGUUUCAUUUCUAUAAGCCGUAGGCGUAGCUAUAUUAGUAAAUACCUUUAUUUCCCGAAGAAACACAAACAAAGUAAAGGCGCGGAGGACGUUGCUAGAUGGCGUACGCCAAGCUUUUUCCUGCCUUAACACGUGCAAUGGUACGUCGAUCUGUAGCCCUGUCACGCAAAAAUUCUUAAAUAGUUGGCUGACUAUUCUUUGCCAAUGUCCGAGCAACAGUCUCGUUGAUCGGACAUUUGUCAGACGUAAGCAAAAACGUUAUAAUCCACACUGCCGAUACGGUUGAAGUGGAAAACAGGCUUUAUCCUAUUUAAGUGCACGAAGUAUUUUCGAGACGACUUGACGCUUGGAGGACGCGCAGUUUUUCAGUUCUAUAUUCCAGAACCAUCCUCAGAAAAUAAUAUAAAACUAGUUUCAUAUUAUUCUAGAAGCCCGAAGAUAUCGGUCUAGACACCCGAAGAUGAAAAUUCGAAUCCCGCUCGAGCAAAUGAAUUUUUCGUUGUACAGUGCAGUGUCAGAAUAAUACAAAAAUUUUAGAUUCGUUUAGGUAAUUAUAAUUAAAAUAUUUUUCCUCAGGAUGGCGAUCCCAUUCCAAGCCAACAUCAAGUGAUAGAUGGAUUACCACUGGCGAGAGUGGAAAGGUAAUUUCACAUCAUCUAAGAAAGGCCAUGUUAUGCACGAGUCAAAAUUUGUCGCAACUUGAAACGCAAUUUCGGGUGCAGAUCAAGUGAUGUUAUGUUAAAAAAGUAUUAACAUAAAGUCAUUUAGCAUCAUGCUUUUCACAUUCCUGUUCAGAUAUUUCUUUAUUCUCAUAAGUUCAUUUUUAGUGCUGGGAUUUAGGCCGGAGUUCUGCGGGAGAUUCGGUGUUUUUUGGUCAGCCGGAGUCAGUUGCGUUGCUUUUUACCCAGCUCCUGCUGAAAGUCAGAAUGACAAUAAGUGUGACAAUUUCGAAUGUGACAAUUUCGAAUGGACAAUUUGUUGAAAGUACAUAUAAUCUGAAAUCAUAUCUGUUGUGUCAAACCAUCACGCUAUUUUUGGCUACUACAAACAGCCAAAUUGCAACGAGUCGUCAUGUCUGCAUAUGAUCUAUCUUAUCGCAGACUAAAAGUUGUAAUAAAAUCGGAAGCGUCAUGCUUUGAUACGCUGCGUCAUAUCAUCUUACUUUGGGACAGAAUUUAGCCGGAUCUGUCCUCAGAUGAAGUGAGAAUUUGCAGAUGAGUUAGACUCAUUCUGUUAGCUUGUUAAAAUAGUUAGCGUAAAACCUGUUUCUGGGAGUCCUCGUCAUCAUUAUUUCUGCUUCUUUCUUUAGAAUUUAAAUUUUUUGCCCGAUGAAAAUAAUGAUAAACUAUUACAACUACUUUGUGCGGAUCCAUUUAAAAAUGAUUCUGUAUUUGCUUAUAUUGAGGUGAGAGGAAUGAUAUUAACUAUUAAACUAAAGUAAGCUUCAUUUUAUUUAUACUGGAUAGCUCAUUAGGUCUGAACUGUUUUCCCUGAAGUAGAUGCACAUUUGAGCAGUGUACCACCGGAGUACCAGAAGACAUUAUGUACUGUUUGGUUGAGUCAAAGACAGAAUGGAAGCUGUCUUCUAAAGAUUCGACAGAUAGCAGGCGAAAUUAUAAUCACUGCAUAUUGUAGGAACCAAACCCAGUUCACCUAUAUAGGUGAAAGAUAGGGAAGUACCCAAAUAGAUCCGAUGUUAACUAACUGUUUGCUUGUUGUGCUUUAGAGACAUUUUAAAGAAGAAGAAAGGAAAGAAGCAGAAUUUAUAAGUCAGUUAGUCACAGCCGUAGCUGAAAGCUGCGUGAUAAAUAAAGGUAACAGGGUACAAUUUAAGUGGAUUUUGGGUGCUACUAUAGGCGUACAAAGUACAUGAAUGAAUUUACAUCAAUUUACAAAACCAUAUAUAUUACUCUGUUAACUAUGGUAAAUGCUAGCCUGUGGGCAGCCCCAUAUGUAUGGGCAUUGGGGCUGCCCGCAUGCUAGGUCAAUGCUGAAUAUUUGCAUGUUUUAUUUGUAGACCGAGAAGUUGGUCCAGAUUUUUGUCAGGAUAAGCUAAAAGCCAGGAAAGAUAUAUUGCGGAAAUAUCUGGACAAUGAUAAUAGUUUGGAACUUCAAGCAUUGUUUGCUCUCCAGGAAAUAUAUGUGAAAUAUAAUAAACCCGCAGGUAGGGAUUGAUAGUAUGAAACCUUAAUAUAACUUUACUUACACUGGUAGCUCUAUACCAUUUCUUAACUGUUGUCCAACUUUUCCCUGGACAUCUAGUAAGAACUUUAUCUUUUAUUGUUCAAGUGUUUACUACAACAGAAAACCUAUAAGCUAAACUGAAAUAUGGUUAUUUAUGGUAAUGCUGGAUAUAUCCUUCCAAGAUCUCCAGAAUCGGUCACUCUACUCAUAGUACUGUAUAAGAAACUUCAAAUACACUGUUCAGGUUUCGUUUUAUUCUAUCAUAUAUUAUCGCAAUUUUAAGUGUUAAGACAUGGGACAAGCAAAUCCGGUAUCGUGUAACUGGAGCCUAACUUUAUUUAUUGUUGCCGAGAGCAGCGAAGCAGCACGCUUCAUGUAAUCGAUGGCGAGUGAGUGGAAUAAUCACAAUCCUAUAAACAGAGAAGAAAAAUACUCAACAGCCAACACUGUCAGGAAAUGCUGCUUCUUUUAUUGCUAAAACCAGUUCAUUAAAGAGUUUUAUUCAUGUCCCCUCGGGGAAUAGUUUGUUUUGUCAAACCUCAACAUAGGGAAAACUAACUAUUUCUUUCGGGAGUAGACAUGAAGUGUAUAUUAUAGAGGAAUUCAGAUUUGACUUCCACUACCGCUACCAUUAAAGGACCAUUAACCAAUCAAAUGCGUUUGAUAUGUUCGAUUAACCAAUCAGAUGAGAGCAUGAAGUCAAAACUGAACCUCAAAAAUGUAGGAAUAGGACCUGGGUCACCGAGUGGCCUUCAAAUAGUAUUAUCUCCUCUUUCAGAUAUGCUGUCACGAUUUUUUAACACACUCUACGAUGAAGAAGUUAUAACUGAAGAGGCAUUUAUGACUUGGAAACAAGACGAAAAUCCUUUGAGGCAAGAAGGGAAAGCGUCGGCUCUCCAAGCAACAGCUUCGUUAUUUGAAUGGCUUCAGUCGGCCGCUGUUGAAAGCAGUGAAAACUAAACAACUCCGAACUUCGAAAAAUAUAUUUAAAUAAUUUUAUUUAAAUAACUUUAUUUAAUUAAAGAAAAUUAUUCUAUCUUCUUUCCUUUUGGGGGGAAUUGGAUAUAAAGUAUACAUGUGAAUGAUGUGAUACGAGAAUUGAUAGUAAUUGAUAUUCGAGAGUAUUCGAAGUGAGUAGUAGGCAUUUUUUGUGGGUCUAGAUGGCAGACAUGGAAAAUAGUGGGAUCCUGGGUU